Molecule: messenger RNA, 966 nt
Organism: Gracilinanus agilis (Agile Gracile Mouse Opossum)
Lineage: Eukaryota; Metazoa; Chordata; Mammalia; Didelphimorphia; Didelphidae
Product: ubiquitin-like domain-containing CTD phosphatase 1
Biological process (GO): protein dephosphorylation
Cellular component (GO): nucleus
Molecular function (GO): protein serine/threonine phosphatase activity; protein binding
Source: RefSeq, a predicted model, not a curated record
CUCUCUCUCAUAAUAAAAUGGGGUGGAUGGGAAUAUUCAAUAACUACACUUUCCAAAGAAGAUACAGUGCUAGACCUCAAGAAGUCCCUCAAGACACUUACAGGAGUGCUACCAGAAGGCCAAAAGUUGCUUGGUCUAAAACAGGGGAGGGUUAAAGGCAAACCUGCAGAAAAUGACGUUAAGCUUGGAGCUCUCAAACUGAAACCAAAUACUAAAAUCAUGAUGAUGGGAACUCGAGAGGAGAGCUUGGAAGAUGUCUUAGGCCCACCACCUGACAAUGAUGAUGUUGUCAAUGAUUUUGAUAUUGAAGAGGAAGUAGUUGAAGUAGAAAAUAGGGAAGAAAACCUGCUAAAAAUUUCUAGAAGAGUUAAAGAUUACAAAGUGGAAAUUUCGAAUCCUCCUAAGGAAGGAAAAAAACUUUUGGUACUAGAUGUUGAUUAUACAUUGUUUGAUCAUAGGUCCUGUGCAGAAACUGGGGUAGAAUUAAUGCGGCCAUAUCUUCAUGAAUUCUUAACAUCUGCAUAUAAAGAUUAUGACAUAGUUAUUUGGUCUGCUACAAAUAUGAAGUGGAUUGAAGCUAAAAUGAAGGAACUGGGAGUAAGUACAAAUACAAACUAUAAGAUCACCUUCAUGUUGGACAGUGCUGCUAUAGUAACAGUGCAUACCCCAAGAAGAGGCCUAAUAGAUGUAAAACCUCUGGGAAAUUUUUCAGAAUUUUACAGCAAAAAAAAUACCAUUAUGUUUGAUGAUAUUGGAAGAAAUUUUCUUAUGAACCCACAGAAUGGAUUAAAGAUAAGGCCUUUUAUGAAAGCUCAUCUAAAUAGAGAUAAAGAUAAAGAACUUUUAAAGUUAACCCAAUACCUCAAUGAAAUAGCAAAAUUAGAUGACUUUUUGGAGCUGAAUCACAAACAUUGGGAAAGGUAUCUCUCAAAGAAGCAAGAGCUUCUAAGAUGCAUUGGCACAUAA